Molecule: messenger RNA, 495 nt
Organism: Ambispora leptoticha
Lineage: Eukaryota; Fungi; Glomeromycota; Glomeromycetes; Archaeosporales; Ambisporaceae
Source: the annotation of a GenBank genome assembly
AUGGAAGAUGGAGUAGAAGUUCCUAAAUAUGAGAUACUAAUUCCCCUAGACAAUCCUGAACUAGAAAAGGAAGAAAAAAUUGAUGUUAAUAUUAGAAUUAAUAAUAGGCAAUUUGAAAAGGGUUAUUGCUAUGAGAUAUCUUUUACAGAUAGCAAGGAUUUGUUAAAAAAACCAAAAGGAGGACAAGUAAGAAAUGAGGAUAAAAGAAAAAGGAUUUUUCAUCCUAAUAGUAGCAUCACCAUUAAGGAUAAUUCUUAUGAGAAAAUAUUAGAGCAGUUAAAGAAUGAGAAGUUGGCUGGAAUAUCAGACAAAAACAGCACUAAAUAUAAAGAGGGCAGAGAGUUCAUUGAGGAACUAGAAGCAGAAAAGAUUGCCAAGUUAGAGGUUAUUGUUGGUAGAACACCCCAACAAGAGCAAGAUUUAAAGGAUAAAAAACAAGAGUUAGCAGAUUUAGAAAAAGAAAAGCAAGAACAAAGUCCUAAUCAGAAAAGUUGA